UUGAGUGGGUGACUGCCCGGAAAGAAGCACAGAGAAGUGUGUAAGACUGCAACUUUUUGUCCUGGUCUCAACUCUGGGUUCUGGGUUCUGUGGCACGUGGACAUUGAUUUAAAAUCUUCAAUGUUUGCUGAUCGAGUGCCAAAAUAAUUGUGUUUAUCAAAGCCUUUUAGUAUUGGGACACAUCUGACAAAAUUAUCAGAGGAGCAGCAUUUGACCUUCAUUGUGUUUCGGGAGGAAUAAUUUUUUCCCACAGAGGUUCCACUUGUACAAAGUCCAGCUUAGAUAUCAGAUUAGAGGCUUGAAAUGGGCACGAAAUGUUAUUCAUCUAAUAGGGGAGCUGUGUGAGACUAACGUGUUUCCAACAGGACAGUCUGGUUAACCAUUCAUCUCCCUUGUGCAUGCAAGAAGAGUUUAACAGACGGGUUCAUUUCCCACGUUUUGCUGCAAGCUCCUCAUAUUUAAGGGUGAGGAGGAUCAGAGUGUCACCCCACACUGGCCUGCAGAGUCUGGCUGAACACAUCACACAAGAGAUCGCACAGGGCGUGCAGAAACCCUUCAAAGAGGUGAUUGAUGUCAGCUCAGGUGAUCCCCACAAAGCAGGAAUGAAACCCAUCUCAUUCGUUCGCCAGGUGUUGGCUGUGUGCCUGCACCCUGAGCUUCUGAUGAACAAAACUCUUCCUCUGGAGGUCAGGCUGAGGGCUCAGAGGCUCCUGGAGGUCUGUGAUGGAGAAAGUGUGGGUUCCUAUACUAACUCCUCCGGCCUGCCUCAUGUCAAGCAAAGCAUCGCUGAGUUCAUCAUGAGACGCGACGUUGGAGUGCCUUCAUACGCCAAAGACAUCUUCAUUUCUGCUGGUUCUCAAAGGGCCCUGGUGCUGAUUGUGAAGCUGCUAGCCAGUGGGCAGGGGGAGACUUGGACAGGCGUGUUGACCCCUAUGCCCUGCCCAUACACCCUGCCCACGCUGCUGGAUGAGGCCGGGGUGACACUGGUGCCGUACCAGCUGAUGGAGGAGCAAGGCUGGGCUGUAGACCUGGACGAGCUGCACCGAGCUUUGAAGACCGCUCAGGGGCGCUGCAGUCCCAAAGCCAUUUACAUCAGCAACCCUGGAAACCCCACAGGUCAUGUGCAGGACUGGAAAUCAAUAGAGGAAGUGAUUCAGUUUGCAGCAGCUGAGAGACUCCUACUGCUGGUUGAUGAGGUGUACCAGGACAGCGUGUAUGGAAAGGGCAGGGACUUUAUUUCCUACAAGAGAGUCCUGUCUGAGAUGGGCAAAGAGUACUCAGAGACAGUGGAGUUGGUUUCUCUACAUUCUAUAUCCAGCGCCCUCAUGGGAGAGUGCGGCCUGAGGGCAGGAUACAUGGAGCUGCUCAACAUGGACCCAGAGGUGAUGCAUCUUGUUGAUACUAUGCUGUGUACUGAUAUCAGUACUCCAGUCACAGGACAGCUCGCUCUGGAUCUCAUGGUCAACCCACCAAAACCUGGAGACUCUUCCUAUGACACAUACACACAGGAGAUUGUCUUCACUCGGACCACUUUGUCCCAGAAUGCUCAGCGGGCUCAGGAAUUCCUGAAUGAUCUACCAGGGAUGAGCAGUCAGCCAGCGAUGGGCGGAAUCUACCUUUUCCCCCGCCUGGAUGUACCAUCUAAAUUUUUAGAGCAGGCAAAGAUAUUGGAGGUGGAGGCAGAUGUUCUGUACUGUCAGAUGUUAUUGGAGGAAGAAGGUGUGUUUUUAGGAGCAGGAUCUCAGUAUGGUGAAACAGCUGGCAACCACCAUCUGAGAUUAUGUAUCCUUGUUCCCCCUGACACCCUUGAGCAGGUCCUGCCUCGCCUCGCUUCCUUUCACCUUCGCCUCGUGGACACGAAUCUUCACCCUGACAAGUCCGCAGGCAUGCGGGAAAUAUUGUGACCCAACGUAUAGCCCUCUGUGAAGAAGGACAUAUCCUAAAAUCAAGUGUCAAUCUUAAGAAGGACAGAGAAGCUGAAGCUGCUAAAGAACCCUUUGCUACAUUGUUUGCUACACAAUUUUCACCCACACGCUUUGACUGUACUGUGACAGAUGUAUUCCUAUGUAGGUUUAACAUAUGCAACACCAGUUUUUUAGUUCUUCUGCAAAAUCACAAAUAAAAUUAAAAUGUUUUUGUUUUACAGACAUAUUUUUAUGUACAUCAACUAAAAACAG
Messenger RNA from Cottoperca gobio, 2177 nucleotides. RefSeq names its product alanine aminotransferase 2-like. Gene Ontology annotation, biological process: biosynthetic process. The record is from RefSeq and is a predicted model, not a curated record. Gene Ontology annotation, molecular function: transaminase activity; pyridoxal phosphate binding. The coding region runs from base 399 to 1904 and encodes 501 amino acids. Lineage: Eukaryota; Metazoa; Chordata; Actinopteri; Perciformes; Bovichtidae. The transcript has 12 exons.